AUAUAUAUAUAUAUGAUAUGUGUUUUGUGCCUUACAAGUUCCGUUUGGUAUUUACCCAAAUCCUCAAGCUAGCAAUGGCCCUGGACAGGGCCACAUUCGAAGCCCUAGUCCCAUCUCGAUUCAUCACGUUCACCUUCCCAAACCCCAUCUCCGGCCAACUCCUCCGAGUCGCCGUCCUCGACUCACCCACUCCCGCCACCGAUUCUCCCCGAGUAGCCGCCAUGCUUGUUCCCCACCACCGCGAACACGACUGGAUCUUCUCCACCCUCGAUGGCCACCUCCAGCUUCUCCUCUCCUCCCCAUCCAUUUCUCGCCUCAUCCUCGCUGGAGACCUCCCAGCCGCCGACCACUGCUCUCCGGUCAUCUACAACCGUUCGGUCAACGCUGAUACGGAGUCGUAUCUUGUGAAGCUCCAGGGGAACCUCAUGCCUCUUUUGCUUGCGUUGUCGCCAAAAUCAUUUGCCGAAAACGGUUCACUCGAGAUCCCCUUUUUGAGCUACGAUGAUAAUGUGAUUGGCAGUGUGAUAGUGGAGAAAUGCGUGGGCUCUUGUGUGGGUGAAAUGCUUGUUGAAGAUGUGGAGAUUGAGAGUACUGAGUCGAAACGGGAGUUCCGGAGGAGGUUGAGGUUUAAGCGAAUGCCAAAUUUGAUUCAAACUGAGGUCUCUAUCGUUCCGGCUGUGGGUUCGGGGGGCAUUGGAGAAGUGGAGUUUAGACUUGAUUUAGGAGUUCUGGUUCAUCCAUACUUGGCUCCAAUGGCGGCGAGUCUUUGUUUGAUUUGUUCUUAUAUUGAAGAGCGGAUUAGAACUGGGUUUACGCCGAAAGCUUUGUGUGUUGGAGUUGGAGGUGGGGCUUUGCUUAGUUUCUUACAGACCCAAUUGGGGUUUGAGGUUUUUGGUGUGGAGGCGGAUGAAAUUGUCUUGAGUGUUGCGGAGCGGUAUUUUGGAUUAGAAGUUGGUGAAACUAUUCGAGUUUUUGUGGGAGAUGGGAUUGAAGUUAUCGAGAAAAUAGGCUGUCGAGUCAUGGAACGGAAUUUGGGUUCUUUUGGUGUUCAUGAGGUCGAAAACCCUUGUUUCAUGAAUGAUAUUAAUCAAUGUGGUACUAAAUUUGAUGUUAUUAUGGUUGAUUUGGAUUCAAGUGAUGUAUGUAAUGGUGUGAGUGCACCGCCAUUGGACUUUGUUCAAAGGUCCGUUCUUUUGUCAGCUAGAUCGGCUCUUUGUAAGCUCGGGAUCUUUGUUAUCAAUGUUAUACCCCCGAACAGAUCAUUCCAUGAAAUGUUGAUACAUGAAUUUCGAGAGGUUUUCCAUGAGUUGUAUGAAAUAGAUGUUGGAAAUGGAGAGAAUUAUGUUCUUAUUGCAACAGUGUCACCUAUUGACUCCACUUUAAGUGGCAGUGAGAAUGCCUUUCUGGUGAAGUUGAAACGGUCUAUUUCAGGAGCAUACAUGGAUUCCAUAAGGAAAAUUUGAGGUCAAUAACUAACAAAAGUUGAGGAAGGUACACUUUGAAAAAGUUUCCAAGAAUCAAAAGAAAUCUCCAAAGGAUGACCCAAGGAUCUGUUCUCCUGUAACAGGAACCGAUUUGAAUAAAAAUGAAGCAUAGUUAAAUAUUUUAUGUUAUCCCCUUAAAAGGUUUGCCUGACUUAUGAACAAUCUUCCCCAAAUACUCUUUGCAGAAGGUGUUCAUGUUUUCAAAUACAUUUUGGAGAUGGUGUUCAGGGUCAAGCAGGGCAAGCUCCAAAGGAUAGGUCUGAAAUUUAUGCUCCUUAAUGGGGAUCUAAUUUGAAUGAACAGAAGUGCAAUCUACAAGGUUUAAAAUUUCUAUGCUCUGCAUGUUUGCAGUUCUUAGAUACUGAGCCAGUAAGGUGAUUAUAUGAGCAUAACCAUGAGAGGCCUGAUGUAAGUGCAGAUGGGAACAAUUGGUGAAGAACAAUACCAUCAUUCCUAAGACCUCCACCAACAUCUCACCAGUCACCACCACUUCCAUCACCUUCAUUGGAGAAGCAGGUGUUCCCUUUCCUCACUGCAAUUCUUGAAGCCUUGCUACCACAUGGCUGAAGAACUUCAAAGUUGGUGCCACUGUUACUAUCACCCUUUUCUCUGCAUCCGAUGGAGAAAUCUAGAGACUUCAAAGGCAGUUGCUGCACCACAAUUCAUGACCUAAAUGAAGGAAACUUGGUUCCCAUUCGCCCAUCUUCAUGUGCUGAAUCCAUGAAGUUGUGAGGGUGUGGGAGAGGGGAGGUGUUUUCAGAACUAGGUGCUGCUCGGAUACAAUGAUGCUGCAAUUGGCAAUACUGGGAACAAUGAUAUCUCUAUUUGCAACACUGGGGAUAAUAAUGUGAGGGUUUUGAAGCCAUAAUAAUCUUCCAAAGCUCUUGUGGUUCAAUUCAAUAUAUUCUUAUGCCUACAUUUCAUGUGUUGGAAUUGGUAACAGAUGAAAGUUCUUAAUAUAAUAUCCAAGUGAUAACACUGCAACUGCACCACCUCAUCAAACACCCCACAACAGAUAAAUUAUCCCAUGCCCCUAAGUUGAGCACAAAGGCUGACAUUAUUUCAAUCCCCCAAUACCAAUGGCUUCAAGUGAUUAUUAUCUCUGGUUUCCUUAUAGAGAAUAUUUUAAGGAUUAAAAAAGAUUACUUAUUCCAAUUGACUUAAUUGGAACUUGAUAGUGAAGUUUGACCAAACUGAUGAUUAAUUCUAUGUCAAACUAGUGGGGAAGGUCAUGAAGCAUCAUGACAAAACAGGAUUGUUGAUUAUGGCAUUGUCUACCAGUGGUAUCACUGUCUAGAUUGAGUAAUAAGCAGUCAUAAGAACUUUGAGACAACAUGAUGUGCAUAGCGCUAAAGUACAUGGUCCCCAUUUACACUGGUUUCAAUUAUUCAAGGUGGAUACUGCUGCUAGUCAAUGAGUCUUUCCUCUCUCGACCAAGAGGUAAAAAAGCUCCACCUGAAAUGACCUUUUCUGCAGCAUUGAAAGUUUGGAAUGAUCAUCCAAAGUAGCAUUUGCUGCUCUCCAGAAUCCAGUAAUGAAAAGUUAAAAUGACCUAUAAUUCAUUGUUAGGUGAACAAAAGACUGAUAAAUGGCCGCAACUAACCAAUCUUGAUCUUGCAUUUUGUGCAGAAAUCUCAUGACACUAUCCUUGUUGGAGAUCAAAGUGGUAUUAACCGACGCCCAAGUUUCCUUUGAGCUUCUUUCCUGUAACUUUUGGCUGGACAAUGCUUUGUUAAGGGAUGAUGGUUUCCUGAUCUGACCUUGGACGUGGUUGGAUCUCCCUUGUUUUGGGAAGAUUUCAUGGCUGGCAGCAAUUUAUAGGACAUUUGGCUUGAUCCUUUAGAUGCUAUGGUUUCUGUAUUUGGUUCUUUAGUUCCAUUAUGCUUGGAAGGAGUAUUGUGAAGGCAACUUCAAAGCAUGUUUUGUUUCCUUUAAAUGUCUUUUACCUUAGCAGAAAAAGAAGACCUUGUUAUAGUUUCA
This is a messenger RNA of Vitis vinifera (wine grape), 3464 nucleotides long. RefSeq lists its product as uncharacterized. The coding region runs from base 18 to 1463 and encodes 481 amino acids. NCBI's taxonomy places the organism in Eukaryota, Viridiplantae, Streptophyta, Magnoliopsida, Vitales, Vitaceae. The record is from RefSeq and is a predicted model, not a curated record. The transcript is spliced from 4 exons.